Vitis riparia (riverbank grape) is the source of this 1099-nucleotide messenger RNA. Its product is annotated as (DL)-glycerol-3-phosphatase 2. Gene Ontology annotation, molecular function: sn-glycerol 3-phosphatase activity. The coding region runs from base 35 to 829 and encodes 264 amino acids. Lineage: Eukaryota; Viridiplantae; Streptophyta; Magnoliopsida; Vitales; Vitaceae. The transcript is spliced from 7 exons. Gene Ontology annotation, biological process: glycerol biosynthetic process. The record is from RefSeq and is a predicted model, not a curated record.
GAAAGCGCUUGUCAUACCGUCGAGGAAAUCGUGGAUGCUUGGGAUCAGAAUCCCAAUUGGAGUUUGGAGAAACGCUACACCUUUUCGUCCUCCAACCCUCAGAUUCCGGGCGAUCGCUUUCUCCAUGGCACCCAAAAGUUCAAUCUCUCAUAUCAUCUUCGACAUGGACGGCCUCUUGCUCGACACAGAGAAGUUUUAUACUGAGGUCCAGGAAAUUAUACUUGCUAGGUAUAAUAAAACUUUUGAUUGGUCCCUCAAGGCAAAGAUGAUGGGAAAGAAGGCAAUAGAAGCUGCUCAUGUCUUUGUUGAAGAGACUGGAAUUAGUGACUCUCUUUCAGCUGAGGACUUUCUUGUGGAAAGAGAGGAGAUGCUACGGAAAUUGUUUCCAACAAGUGAGCUCAUGCCAGGGGCCAGCCGUUUGGUCAAACAUCUUCAUGCAAGUGGAAUACCAAUUUGUGUGGCAACAGGUUCUCACAGACGGCAUUUUGAAUUGAAAACACAAAGACAUGGUGAAGUUUUUUCAUUGAUGCAUCAUGUAGUUCUUGGUGAUGAUCCAGAAGUUAAACAGGGAAAACCAUCUCCAGAUAUAUUCCUUGCAGCUGCCAGAAGAUUUGAGGGUGGUCCGGUAGAUUCACAAAAAAUUCUUGUGUUUGAAGAUGCACCUUCUGGAGUUGGUGCUGCUAAGAAUGCUGGGAUGUAUGCAGUUAUGGUUCCGGAUCCAAGGCUUGAUAUCUCUUUUCACGAAGCUGCAGACCAAGUUCUGAGCUCCCUACUGGAUUUCAAUCCAAAUGAUUGGGGUUUGCCUCCAUUCCCAGACACCACAAUCUAAACUUGCAGAUCCAUCAACACGACAAUUGAUUCAAAGAAGUUCUGGAUUUGGGAUUGCUGUAGAAGAGAGGACAGUCUUGCUAUCCUAUGCAUUGAUUAACACAAACAAAUUGAUGAUUCCUGAAUUGUUGAGAAUUCAACUUAUGUGAGAUUUCGUAUCAGUUUGAUCUUAAUGCUGGGUGACUUUUCUAAAAUGAGGACAUUUUUAUUAUUCAUGAAGGCUAAUAAAUUCAAAGUAAAUAAUAUUUAUAUUUGAUAAUUGGCUGUGAUA